Molecule: messenger RNA, 612 nt
Organism: Stegodyphus dumicola
Lineage: Eukaryota; Metazoa; Arthropoda; Arachnida; Araneae; Eresidae
Gene: IFT20
Product: intraflagellar transport 20
Biological process (GO): cilium assembly; protein localization to cilium
Cellular component (GO): ciliary basal body; cytoplasm; non-motile cilium
Source: RefSeq, a predicted model, not a curated record
UGGCAAUAAGAUCCGCAUUGUUUAUAUUAUGGCGGCGGAAACACUUAGAAAAAUCGGUUUAUAUUUUGAUGAUUUAAAUAAAAUUCGAGUAUUAGAUCCAGAAGCUAGUCAGAAAACAAACGCACUGAAAGAAGAAUGCAAAGAGUAUGUAAGCAAAAUAACAGAAUUUCAGACUGUUGUUGAUGGUUUCCUUGAAAUAGCAGAUGCUUUAGCAGCAGAAGUUGAAAAAGAGAAAUUAAAGGCAAUAGGUUCUAGGAAUCUUCUGAAAUCCAUUACGAAGCAAAGGGAAGCACAACAGCAGCAGCUGCAGGCAUUAAUUAUUGAGAAGAAAUUGCAGUUGGAAAGGUUAAAGGUACAGCAUGAGUCACUUCGAAAAGAAGAAAUGGCACAAAAUGAAUUGAUUGAACAGUUUUUACUUCAAAAAUAAUCUUAAAAAACAAGACAUUUUACAUGUACAUAAAAAGCACAAUUUCUGUAUAUAUUUAUAAUGUUACUUAAGGUAUUUAUGCUAUUAUAUAUUAUAUAAAUAUUGUUUUGAUGCAUUUACCCUGCAUUCUGAAACAGAUGCUUUGAAAAUUAUGUAUAUAUAAAAAUAAACUAGUCUUAUGUUCU